Molecule: messenger RNA, 2253 nt
Organism: Parastagonospora nodorum SN15
Lineage: Eukaryota; Fungi; Ascomycota; Dothideomycetes; Pleosporales; Phaeosphaeriaceae
Exons: 4
Coding region: 1-2253 (750 amino acids)
Biological process (GO): ubiquinone biosynthetic process
Cellular component (GO): extrinsic component of mitochondrial inner membrane
Molecular function (GO): kinase activity
Source: RefSeq, a predicted model, not a curated record
AUGGCAGGCAGACGGCUCGUCGAUGCCGCGAAGCUCUUCAAUGCCUCCAAGUCGAUAACACAGAAGCACAUUGCGCUGCGAUCCAACCAACUCGAGAAAUUCAACAAGACAUCGAGCUUAGCCAAAGCCGUCAAGAACCAGACUGACCGAGUCACACUUACGGCAGCUGCGGCAAUCGAACUCUCGAAACGCUUCAGCGAAGAAGCUCCGGCGUAUGCCAGAGCUGCUGCACAACAGGCGACAGGCACAUCCAAACCGCACGAGGAUAUACCGCGAAGAGAAACAGUAGAACGAAAUACUGGCGUACCAGGGAAGGAGGAGGGCCUACAGCAAGAUCACCACUAUGAACGGUCUGAGCAGAAUUCGGCUAUAAGGCCCCCACCAGAGGCAGAACUCGAGGUUGAGCAGGAAGAAGCGCUAAGGCGGCCACUGCCGGAUGGAACUAUUCCAACAUCUGGCGUGACGCUGGAGGAGGAGAGGGGCCAAGACACUUUCCCGGCGCGGCCACUUGGAGAAACUCCGAAAGAGCCUCUAAUCGACGAGAAGCACGACCCAGCUCGACACGAAGACGUUGGUAUCAAACCAGUAGAGUCCGACGAGACCACGAUACCACUACCGGGCCAGCCAAGAGCAACAAGACAGGCGAGUGACAUACAUGUGGAUGAUCAGCAGUUGAAUCAGGAUGUCUUCUACAAGCAGGAUACAAGACAAGUUCCUUUAGAGCAAGAGGAACUACCUGAAGGCAUCAAUACAGAUAUAUUCCACUCGACACGAGUCAAACAGAUGCUUGGAAGCGACCCAGACUCACGCAAGGAGCUGAAGAACAAGCAGAACCAGCCCGAGAAGCUCGAAAAGCCCGAGAAGCCCACACAGCCAGCGCAGACACAGACGACCGAGAAGGAGAUGCAGAACUUGGCAUCACAAUUGGCUCAAGACGCGCAGAGCAACACGGCGACAACUGAAUAUGCCGGUUUAGGAACAAGCAUGGCCCUGGGCGCUGUGGGUGAAAGCCUUCGACGCGUGACAGGCAGUGCUGCCUCAACGGGUGGUUCUCUCAUGCUCAGCCCGGGCAACAUCGAAAUACUAGUGUCGAAACUUUCCAAGAUGCGAGGCGCUGCUCUCAAGCUUGGGCAGAUGAUCAGCAUCCAGGAUAUGAAGAUGCUUCCACCACAGAUACACGACGUUUUGCAGCGAGUGCAAGAUAGUGCGGACUAUAUGCCAGCAUAUCAACGCAACAAGGUUCUUACGAGCAAUCUGGGCGAUAAUUGGCGCGACCUGUUCGAUUCCUUCGAAGAUGUCCCCAUCGCAGCAGCGUCAAUUGGGCAAGUCCACAAAGCAGUGCUCAAAUCCAAUGGACAAGCAGUAGCUGUAAAGAUACAAUAUCCUGGGGUCGCUAGCUCCAUUGAUUCCGACCUCAACAACCUCUCCGUACUUCUGACUGCAUCUCGUCUUCUUCCAAGGGGAUUGUUCCUCGACAAGACUAUCGCGAAUGCACGCACGGAGCUAGGAUGGGAGUGCAACUACACGCGCGAGGCGGAAUGUCAGAUGCGAUUUCGGGACUUCCUUGCAGACGAUACGGACGUUUUUACUGUUCCUAAGGUCUUUUUUGAAGCAAGCGGGCCUACUGUCCUCACUGCAAAACUCAUGCACGGCGUUGGAGUGACCAAGCUCAAGACCUUGAAGCAAGAGCAGCGCGACUGGAUUGGCACACAGAUCUUGCGACUGUGUCUGCGAGAAAUCGUCGAGUUCAAGUUCAUGCAAACUGAUCCCAACUGGACGAAUUUCCUGUAUAACGCCAAAGCACAAAAGGUCGAACUUCUCGAUUUUGGUGCAUCACGCGAGUAUCCCGACGAAUUUGUUGGACCCUAUGUCAAUAUCCUCAUUGGCGCCUCGCAAGGAGAUCGCAAUGCUAUCCGCGAUGGCUCCAUCGAGCUUGGGUACCUGACAGGAGACGAAUCUCCCACCAUGCUGGACGCACACAUCCAAUCCGUCCUGACCCUCGCAGAACCUUUCAAAGCCGACGGCCCGGAGAUCUACGACUUCAGAGACCAGACGAUCACGGAUCGCGUGCGCGAAUUGAUCCCAGUAAUGGUGAAAGAGCGCCUCGCCCCUCCACCCGAAGAAACAUACUCCCUGCAUCGCAAACUCUCCGGCGCAUUCUUACUCUGCGCAAGACUGGGAAGUAGAGUCCCGUGCCGCGAGUUGUUCAGUAAAGCUAUAGCAACGUGGGAGGGAAAGGGUAAAAUUCUAUAA